Molecule: messenger RNA, 1311 nt
Organism: Penicilliopsis zonata CBS 506.65
Lineage: Eukaryota; Fungi; Ascomycota; Eurotiomycetes; Eurotiales; Aspergillaceae
Exons: 5
Coding region: 1-1311 (436 amino acids)
Biological process (GO): phospholipid catabolic process
Molecular function (GO): hydrolase activity, acting on ester bonds
Source: RefSeq, a predicted model, not a curated record
AUGGUUCAGAUCAAACAUGUCGUCUACCUGAUGAUGGAGAAUCACUCGUUCGACAACAUCGCCGGUUACUGGGACUUCCAUCCCGACAUUGACAACCUGCGCAACCGCACCUUCUGCAACGAGUACACCAACUCUAACUGGACCGUGUGGAAUGAGCCGAUCGACAUCUGUGCGGCCCCGUACGAGCUGGAGGUCCCAACGAACGACCCGGACCACGAUUUUGCGGGAACCACGUAUCAGAUCUACCGCAAGUGGAACGCCACCAAUGACGAUGUCCCCAACAUGGGUGGCUUCAUCGAGCGCCAGUCCGAACUGUAUAGCGCCACUCCCGGUGAUUCUGCCUAUAUCAUCAAGGCGUACAGCGAGAAGAAGACCGCCGUCUUGGCCGAAGUCGCCAAGAACUUUGCCUUCUGGGAUACCUAUUUUGCUGAGCAUCCCGGUCCCACCAACCCCAACCGCCAGUUCGCGACGUCCGGGUCGACCUGCGGUUUCGUCGAUGACACCACCCAGGCUGCUGGCUUCUGGAACAAUGUGACCGGCACCACCUGCGCCGUGUCGAUCUUCGAGUCUCUGAGCCAGAGCAACAUCUCGUGGAAGAACUACUACGAGACCGACAUCGUCGAUGCGUUCAACUACAAGUGGGUGCAAGACAACGCCAUGGACAAGCUGGCCCACUCCAGCGAGUUCUACCGCGAUCUCGAGGAGGGCACGCUGCCUGCCUUCUCCUACUACAACCCGGAGUGCUGCACCAUCGACUCGAUGCACCCGGAGAGCAACAUGGCCGCGGGCGAGUCGCUGAUCAAGCACAUGUACGACGCGAUCCGCAGGUCGCAGUACUGGGACAACGUUCUGUUCAUCGUCAACUUUGACGAGCACGGUGGAUACGCCGACCACGUGCCUCCCCCGGUCAAUGUUCCCCAGCCCCAGGACAACAUCACCUUCACCGGCACGUCCGACGGCCACCAUGUGACGUACGACUACACCCGUCUGGGAAUCCGGGUGCCGGCCUUCCUGAUCUCGCCGUGGGUCAGCCCCAACACUCUGAUCCACGACGAGGGGACCAUGUACGCGCCCAACUCGGCGUACACGCACACCUCGUUCCUGCACUUUCUGCAGGAGCUGUGGGACCUCAAGGGCCUCAACAACCGUGUGCAGUGGGCCAAGACCUUCGAGUACGUCUUCAACAGCGAGCCGCGCACCGAUGCGCCCGAGACCCUCUCCAAGCCCGUCUGGUACGGCGGCGGCGACCAGCCGGAGCCCGAGGUCUUCUACAAGCUGAACCAGGACUACCCUUACUACGCUGAUAUGUAA